GGCUGGUAUUCGAGUACUCAAGACAUCCGGUUGUCAAGAAAGCCCAAAGCGAAAACGAAAGUAAACUAGGCUGGUAAACUGGCUUCUCCGGUCUUUCGCUGUCAGUUUUUAGAGACCACCCCUUGAUCUGGAACGUUUUCAUGAUUUUCAUAGUUUGUAUUUCAGUAUGGUAUACGAUUAUCGUAGGCCACGUAAGUGAGAGUCACUCAGCAGGACUCCAACCAGACCACAACCACAGACACCAGCAGACUGAAGUUGACGAAAAUUUGGGUCUUGUUGAGUUUAUCAACAACAAAGAUCAUUCCGAGACCCAGAAGAGUGGGUGCAAGUCGAGAAGAAGCUGCCACGGACAGUCUGUGUUUUCCUCCUUCUCUUACGGUUGUCUGGAUGACAAGAGAGACUACUGUGAUCCUUUGACAGAUCCUUCACUCUCAGGUGCAGAGUGUACCGGGGACAUGGCGAAAGAAACAGAUGACAAGUCGUCUUCAUCGACAGCUCUAGCGGUUGUGUUAUACGACGAGUCUAGAAUCCUUCCGCACGAGAAGCCCAGUAGGUCAUUCCAGCUGGCAGGGGAGGAGUUUGUGAUACAACAGAACUGGAUGGGUCAUGGAGUGGCUGCAGUUGUUUGGGACUCUGCUGUUGUGUUGGCGGAGUACAUGCAUACACAUCCGCAGCUGGUGCGAGGAAAAGGAGUCCUGGAACUGGGGGCUGGGACUGGGUUAGCUGGUUUGGUGGCUGCGUCUUUAGGAGCUGAAGUGGUCGUCACUGAGCGGGAGGAGGCUAUGAACCAUCUCUCGUCUACGGUGGAGAGCAACGCGAAAGGGAAGUCGUGGAAGAUCUCCGCCCAAGUGCUGGACUGGAGGUCAUCGUCGUACGAUUCGUCGGACGUGCUCCCGAACUGUGACGUCGUGCUGGGGGCUGACAUCAUUUACAUUGAGGACACGUUUCACGACUUGCUGAAGACUCUCAAGUCCGUGGCGGCGACGGCAGACACGCUGGUGUUACUUUCGUGCCGGAUACGCUACGAGAGGGAUGAGCGGUUUUUGAACAUGCUGCGGGAGUUUUUUGAUGUUCGGGAAGAAUUUUUCGAUGAAGAGAAACAGAUCAGGAUAUAUUCUGCUCGAAGAAAAGUGUGACUGUGUGUGUGUGUGUGAGUUUUGGGGGUUUGAAAAGUAUAUUAAAAGAUUAGCUCUAUUGCUUUUUUGUCA
Messenger RNA from Aplysia californica (California sea hare), 1208 nucleotides. Its product is annotated as protein N-lysine methyltransferase METTL21A. The transcript is spliced from 4 exons. The coding region runs from base 141 to 1136 and encodes 331 amino acids. Gene Ontology annotation, cellular component: cytoplasm; cytosol. Gene Ontology annotation, biological process: peptidyl-lysine methylation. Gene Ontology annotation, molecular function: protein-lysine N-methyltransferase activity. Lineage: Eukaryota; Metazoa; Mollusca; Gastropoda; Aplysiida; Aplysiidae. The record is from RefSeq and is a predicted model, not a curated record.